GAAAUAUGUUCACUUUAACAUGUUGACUGUCAUAUGAUUUUUGUAUAUUUUGCCACGGAAGUCGCACUCAAGAUCGGAGUAUAUUACACGUUCAAUUUUUGAAAAAUAUUAUAUUGUAUUUGCCCAUUUUUUUCUGACGAUGUUAUCUAAGUCACUCACAUUGUUGAAAAUUUAUUAGGUCAUGAAAUUUAUUUUAUUUUAAUCAUUCUAAAAAAUUUACUAAUAUGGGUCAUCGAUGACCAUCGUGGCAGUCAACGUGUUAAGUUAGUGGUGUAUUUGAUAAAUUUCAAUAAGCAAUAUUUUUUUAUGCUAAAUAUAAUUAUAUAUCUCUGGUGGGCGAGUAAAACAAUCUAAAAGAUGGUAAAACUAUAUGCGCUGUCUGUUUUGUAUAAAAAUCCUACAUCAGCAACAAUGUUAAAAGCUGCUUAUGAUGUAGAGUCAUUUUCAUUUUUUCAAAGAGGAAGCAUCAAAGAGUUUAUGACAUUUAUAAGUAAAACUAUCGUGGAACGUACUCAGAGUUGCUCUAGACAGAGCGUGAAGGAAGGAGAUUACAUGUGUCACGUGUUUGUACGAGCAGAUAAUCUUGCUGCAGUACUUAUAUCGGACCAUGAAUAUCCUAGAAGAGUAGCACAUACACUAAUUACAAAAGUUAUGGACGAUUUUGUAGCAAAAUAUCCACAAUCUAUGUGGGAUACGUUGAGUGAAGCUAUGACUGACUUUGCACAGGUUAACAUAUAUUUAGCAAAAUAUCAAAACCCAAAUGAAGCAGAUGCUCUUACUAAAAUGCAAAACGAUUUAGACGAGACAAAGAUUAUUUUACACAAUACAUUAGAGGCUGUUCUUAAAAGGGGUGAGAAUUUGGAUGAAUUGGUUUCCAAGUCACAAGGUCUUAGCGCUCAGUCGAAAGCGUUUUACAAAACUGCACGUAAAACUAAUUCGUGUUGUAGUUUAACUCCUUAAAACUCUUUGUUGUGAAAAUCAUGCUGACUAUGUUUCAUUGUAAUUUUAUAAUAUCAAUACAGAGUGUAAAGAAAUUAGUAUUACAUACAGAUAUCAUUAAAAUGGAUAAUUUGUAAAUUCUACAUGUAGAUGGCAUCAUGUGGCAAAAUUCGAUAUUUUGUGUACAGACUGUUUGUAUAUAAGGUGUAUUAAUGCACUUAAAUGGUGUAUCAAGCUACUGCCGGAUUCACUCAACUGAUUUUAAUACUUUUUAUUCGCUCUUAAUUAUUUUUUUCCUCUUUCUUUUUGUAAAAACCAACUUGGUCUUAGAAGAAUCGUACUGUAGUUUCGUGUAUAGGAAUACAUUCCGACUUUUAUUUAUAUGUUGACAAAAUAUACAAAAACGAUUAUAAAAAUAAAGUGAAUAUUUCUCUACUAAAGAUAAGUACAUGAUGUAAGUACAACUUUUAAAUUUAUUUAUGUGCCGAGAUGGAUUAUUACAAAAUGAAGCUUUGUAAACAGUUACCUUAGUGUUUAUUUAUAACGUAACAUAGCAUAAUAGUAAAUGAAAAAUAUUUUUGCUAUUAAA
This is a messenger RNA of Bombus pyrosoma, 1528 nucleotides long. RefSeq names its product synaptobrevin homolog YKT6 (gene Ykt6). NCBI's taxonomy places the organism in Eukaryota, Metazoa, Arthropoda, Insecta, Hymenoptera, Apidae. Gene Ontology annotation, cellular component: Golgi apparatus. Gene Ontology annotation, biological process: endoplasmic reticulum to Golgi vesicle-mediated transport. The record is from RefSeq and is a predicted model, not a curated record. The coding region runs from base 358 to 960 and encodes 200 amino acids. The transcript is spliced from 4 exons. Gene Ontology annotation, molecular function: SNAP receptor activity.